AGGCAAGGAGAACUUGGGGAAGAAUGUGACUCGAACAUGGGCAACAAAGCCUGCAUUGAUUCCUACGCCGAGUGUGUCUCUCAAGGCGACGUGCCACGGUGCUGGUGCAGAUUUGGAUACGUGGAAGAAAAUGGGAAAUGUAAAAAGAGGGAGUCCGACAUCUUGGAAAACUUAUGGGACCAGUUGGGCACGGCGGAUCCGCUAGGCCUCCUGGGCAACCUCACGGACACCAUUGAGGAUCAAGACGAACUCACAGGGAGUGAUAUUGGAGACUUGGUGGACUUCCUUGAUCCUUUGUUUGAUAAAUUUCUCGACAUGCUCGGCAAUUACUCCGAUCCACUGAACAAAAGCCAGGACUUUCUGACCAACUUUACUCGAACCAUGGAUGAAGUCCUCAUCUCCUUCAAAGGCUGGCUCGAGAUAACACCGGAAGCAACGACGACCUUGGUAAUAGAAAUCGGCACUCGGAAAAAAGACAAUUUGACCGGACCCGUCGUCUUUCCCUCAUCUGUAAGCGACACAUAUCUAAGUCUGCCAUCAAGUUUUCAGGAUAAUAUCGACGAUGACUACUACUCCUAUGUCGGAGUGGUCUACCACGUCCAGGAUCUAAAUGAACUGCUACCGGGACACGAAAAUUCAUUUGGGGAACAUAAAGUUGCGAACUCCAAGCUACUGAGCUUCUCAUUGGGAAUCAAUGAGACUGUAUACCUCACCGAUCCAGCCACUUUGAUAUUUCGGAAUGCCCGUUCGCCACAAAGUCCAUGGUACAAGGAUAUUUGGCGAAACCUUCAUGAAGGAGAGAAGCCAUCCUUCCUUCGUCAGACUCAUAAAUGCGCCUUUUGGAACUUCAAUGAAACAGGCUACUGGGAUGAUGAGGGUCUCCAAGAAGUAUCUUCAGAUGAUGAUGACACAAUAUGCCGAACGAAGCAUUUCACCAAUUUUGUCGUGCUGAUGAGUGUACAUGGCUACGUGGUGAGUCCAUUUUUCUAUUCCCCUUAG
Messenger RNA from Darwinula stevensoni, 999 nucleotides. NCBI's taxonomy places the organism in Eukaryota, Metazoa, Arthropoda, Ostracoda, Podocopida, Darwinulidae. The record is from the annotation of a GenBank genome assembly.